AUGACUUUCCAGCAUGACGCAUCUUCAGUAUACUGGCAGUUUAUCUCAUAAUCGGUGCAAUUCUGUGAAAUACAGGCGAUAAGACUUGUGCGUGGAAAAAUACAAAAACAUUUGUAGGUUCCCAAGAUAGAGUGGUAUAAAAGCGGUAUCAUCAGGACAUCUCUUCCACAGUUUGUUGUCAUCUCCUUACUGAAGGUUUCUUACUGUAUUUGAUAUCGUGAACAUGAAGGCUGUCGCGCUGCUCCUCGUGCUGGCCCUGUGCGUCGCUCUCGGGACGUGCGCUGAGCGGGAGUUCUAUCCGUGCCCCGAUGAAGUGUCGACCAAGUGCCCUGCCGUCGAUGGGGACUUCCCGACCUUCUUCGCGCAUCCCAACGACUGCUCCAAAGGCUGCGAGUGUUCCAGGGGACAAGCAUGGGAGAUCCAGUGCCAGGAAGGCCUCCUGUGGGACGAUACAGUCAGCGUCUGCAACUGGGCGUCACAGGUCGACUGUGGAACCCGCCCUCUGCCACCUUAAGGAGAUCAAAAGCCUUUAAUUCUGUUCCUCUUCCUCCGCGUGUCUUUCAAUGAAAUACAUUUUUAUAUAUAUU
This is a messenger RNA of Penaeus monodon (black tiger shrimp), 587 nucleotides long. RefSeq names its product peritrophin-1-like. The record is from RefSeq and is a predicted model, not a curated record. NCBI's taxonomy places the organism in Eukaryota, Metazoa, Arthropoda, Malacostraca, Decapoda, Penaeidae. Gene Ontology annotation, cellular component: extracellular region. Gene Ontology annotation, molecular function: chitin binding.